UGACAGUUCCACAAUCAACGGUCCAAAAACAUUUUACUACCAUAUCUGAUCUUAACGUAUACUCUCUCUCUCUCCUCUCCGUCUGCUCUCUGGGAGAGGAAAGCUACACAGUACUUUCUCGAGAAAAUAGUUUUCGAGUAAAGAGUUGAUAGAAAGUAAAAUUUGAACUCCAAAGGCGUCUCUAAUCUCUCCGAUGCUCCUCCCAGUGGUCCUACUAACACCACUGUCGACUUGAAUCUGCACGAAUACAGUCAAGUUUCUUGGAUAUUGGACGGCGAAUUGUUGGAUGGUGAUACAGCACAAGUACAGUCUAGUUUCUUGGACAUUGGACAACAAGGGGUAGGGAGGUGUUUUGUGCCACUCACUACCUAGACAAGACAAGUCUUGGAUGGGAACUUGAAAAGCUCAUCACUUCCGUCUAUGAUUUCUCUCCGACCAAAUUUAUUGGUAGACUUAGAUGGAUGUUCCCUCCCCGGAACCACCAAGUGAAACUGAAGCUACUGAUAGAUUUCCAUUGCUAAUGGCUCAGAAGGAAAACCAUUGUGAUUGCGAGCAUGUUGUUGAUAUAUCAAGGAGAGAUGAUGCUUUGUCAAGCCUGUCUAAUGAGGAUCCUCCUCCUGGAGCAGAGCCACCACAGCACGAGGACAGAUCAUCAAGUAGCAUACAGGCUGUCACUUAUCAAUCUCCCGUGUUGUCUUCAAGUACUGUCAACUCUAGGAACUCUCCAUCUAUAAGGAGAAGUGAAGGCUAUGCUAGUCGCCGUAGAAGUCCACUGAAUUCAGGGCUAUGGAUUUCUAUUGAGCUAGGUGUCAAUGUGGGCCAAAUUAUAGCAUCUAUUGUUGUUUUGUCAUUGUCAAGACAUGAAAAUCCACAAGCCCCGUUAUUUGCCUGGGUUCUGGGUUAUGCAUCUGGAUGUGUUGCAAUGCUUCCUAUUAUUUAUUGGCGUUAUUGUAAUCGCAAUCAAGGAACUGCUCAAGAUACGACUCAUUUACAUCAGGGAUCAUCUCAAAACAAUUCUUCAUCUGAACCUGCUUCAUACACAGCUAUUUCCGUUGCUCAAUCUUCUGGAGAGGAAAACCAUCAAAUCGCAAAUGCAGCCGCUUCAAGCAGUCAGAUCACCCAAAGCUUGAGGGCACGCCUUAACAGCCUUGUGGACCACUUCAAGAUGGCCCUGGAUUGCUUUUUUGCAGUGUGGUUUGUCGUAGGUAAUGUGUGGAUUUUUGGAGGUCACUCUUCUCCUUCAGAUGCUCCUAAGUUGUAUAGGUUAUGUAUAGUAUUCCUAACCUUUAGUUGUAUUGGGUAUGCCAUGCCCUUUAUACUGUGUGCAACGAUCUGUUGCUGCUUGCCCUGUAUGAUUUCUAUCCUGGGUAUCCAAGAGGAUCUUUCUCAGACUAAGGGAGCCUCGAUGGAAUCCAUUAAUGCUCUCCCAACAUACAAGUUCAAGCUGAAGAAAAGAGGUGACAAUCAGGACAUCAACUCGGGAACUUGUGAAGGUGGAGUCUUGGCUGCAGGAACUGAAAAGGAGCGUACCAUAUCAGGAGAAGACGCUGUUUGUUGUAUUUGCUUGGCAAAAUACGUAGACAAUGAGGAAUUGAGAGAACUAUCCUGCUCUCAUUUUUUUCACAUCGAUUGCGUAGAUAAAUGGCUGAAGAUUAAUGCAUUGUGCCCUCUUUGUAAAUGUGAGAUCGGGGAAAAUGGUGGGGCUUCAUCAUCAACCACAAACUCCAGCCAACAUCAGAGCGAGCAGAGGGCGGGUAAUGUGUCAGCUGAAGGUGUGUAUGGGAUCAACGUGUUUUAGUUCCUGGUUACUCAGCCCCAACUCACGUAGAGCUGCUGUGGUGAGUGAAAGCUACCCUUAGGUGCCCUUCCAUUUGCAAAGUGAUGGUAUUUAAACACACAUGAGACCUCAGGCAAGUGAUUCAACUAUUGUAAACUGCGAUAUGUGGUUCCUAUAAUAUAAUGGAUAACACAGUACAUGAGUUGUAGGUAUGUGAAAACUAUAUGGACCUCAACAAUUUCACCCUUUGGAAAUGAUUCCGCCACUAGAACCAGUGUGAUUAUCAUCUGUCCAUAAGUGUGUGUGUGUGUGUGUGUGUGUGCUCUUCUUGGUCAUGUGCCGCGACACUGGAAAGUUACUAUAUUGCCCUGAUUGCUUGUAUUAACUCAUC
Molecule: messenger RNA, 2168 nt
Organism: Ilex paraguariensis (yerba mate)
Lineage: Eukaryota; Viridiplantae; Streptophyta; Magnoliopsida; Aquifoliales; Aquifoliaceae
Source: the annotation of a GenBank genome assembly